AUGGCAGAUUUAGAGUCCUUAGUCGUUGCCGCAUUGGCAAUAGAUGCCCCAGUGGUUACAAGAUGUAUUCGACGUGCCGUUAAUUAUUAUGUUACGGAUGACGAGAAAUACAUAUUCUCCGAAAAGCAUAUUAUUGAAGCUGUCCAGAUCUUUACCUCAUCCAUUGCGAAAGAAAUCAUUGCUGUCCGGACUUUCUUUCUGGAGGAUGACGAGGAACUAGAGAGCACUCGUGUAGCGUAUGCCGCGGGUAAAAUGCUAACGGGCGAGCUGAAAGCAAAGUGUAUUGGUGAGAUCCAAGAGUACGUUAAGGGCUUUCAAGAGAGGAGAGUUAUGGUAAUGGAUGAGAUGGUCAAGGACUUUAUGGCGAGGAAGAAACCGAAAUGGAAAGGAAACCCUACUAAAGAGGAUGUGGGUGGUGAGGCUCCGGUAGACGGAGCGCAGAAGCUCACGAAGAAUCAAGAGAAGAAGCUGGCGAAAAUGAAGGCUAUUGAGGAGAAGAAAGCUGCUGCCAAGGGGGAUAAGGCAUAG
Venustampulla echinocandica is the source of this 528-nucleotide messenger RNA. RefSeq lists its product as uncharacterized. Lineage: Eukaryota; Fungi; Ascomycota; Leotiomycetes; Helotiales; Pleuroascaceae. Bases 1 to 528 code for a protein of 175 amino acids. Gene Ontology annotation, biological process: tryptophanyl-tRNA aminoacylation. The record is from RefSeq and is a predicted model, not a curated record. Gene Ontology annotation, molecular function: tryptophan-tRNA ligase activity. Gene Ontology annotation, cellular component: cytoplasm. The transcript has 3 exons.